AUGAAAGAGGAGGUCCUGAGCAAGGGCGGACAACAACCAAUUCCAAACCGCUUGAAAGAGAGAGAAAGACUUCCCGGAGAAUCACAGCGUAGUGCUCUGCGAAAAGACUAUCUGGUGCCCCAAGUGGCAGCUCAAGGGGGAGCUGACACCUUGGCCAACGCUACCGGAGAUGAAGGGGGAGAGAGACGACAGAGCGAAGACAGCGGGAGGAAGACAACAGAGCAAAGACAACCAUCGGAUGGUUCCUGCCCCUUCCGCACGAGCCUGAUCCCGACCCUGGAAGACAUCCUGAUCCUGUGGAUGAGAUCGACGAAGACAUCGUCCCAGAUCCAGACUGCGAACCUCGCUUUCCUGUGUGGCUCACCCGGACCGAAAGAGACGACGAUGAUGAGGAUGACCCGCUUCGAGCAGAGUCAUGUUGCCAUUGCCGACGACUAUGCUAGAUAUGAUGGGGAGUAA
Mytilinidion resinicola is the source of this 459-nucleotide messenger RNA. RefSeq lists its product as uncharacterized. Bases 1 to 459 code for a protein of 152 amino acids. The record is from RefSeq and is a predicted model, not a curated record. The transcript has 2 exons. NCBI's taxonomy places the organism in Eukaryota, Fungi, Ascomycota, Dothideomycetes, Mytilinidiales, Mytilinidiaceae.